This is a messenger RNA of Apodemus sylvaticus (European woodmouse), 2581 nucleotides long. RefSeq names its product BTB domain containing 10 (gene Btbd10). Gene Ontology annotation, biological process: positive regulation of phosphorylation. Bases 511 to 1794 code for a protein of 427 amino acids. Gene Ontology annotation, cellular component: cytoplasm. The transcript has 10 exons. The record is from RefSeq and is a predicted model, not a curated record. Gene Ontology annotation, molecular function: protein binding. NCBI's taxonomy places the organism in Eukaryota, Metazoa, Chordata, Mammalia, Rodentia, Muridae.
CCGCUAGCUGAGACCCCGAGACGCUACCCCGCCUCCCCCGUGCCUCAGCACCACGCCCACUGUGGGAGGAGCUCCGUCCUUCGCGCGAGAAGUCGCCUCGCCUCCCCUCUUCCUAGUGCGAAGUCUCGCGAGAAGCAGCUAAGGAGCCGGCCUGCAACCUGCCGGGGCGGCUCUAGUAGGCACAGCUGGUGGAGCGGCCGCCUCACACCUAGCACCGGAGGGAUCCGGUUGAGUAGGCGGAGGAAGCGUAGCGUCGCUCUCCCUCGUCGUAGCCCUUCUCCUCGACCCUCGGCGGACGUCUCGGGGGCCGGCAGGGCAAGAGUAAGCCAGUGCCCCGCCCCUUUCCUAUCCUCUUUGGGUCACCGCAGCGACAGCCCUAAGACGGCGCAUCACAAUAGGGCGGUUUAUCUGAGCAGGCUGGACCUCUGUGAGGGAGAAGGAAAUGGAACAUCUACAUUUCUAACUGGCACUGCCUCACGUGUUGCUAAGGGAGGAGUCGACCACACCAAAAUGAGUCUGCAUGGUGCUAGUGGGGGACAUGAGAGAUCAAGAGAUAGACGAAGGUCAAGUGACAGAUCACGAGAUUCAUCUCAUGAGAGAGCAGAGUCUCAGCUCACUCCUUGUAUUCGAAAUGUGACUUCACCAACAAGGCAGCAUCAUGUUGAACGAGAAAAAGACCAUAGCUCUUCUCGUCCAAGCAGCCCUCGUCCUCAAAGAGCAUCCCCAAAUGGCUCCAUGAGCAGUGCUGGGAACAGUAGCAGGAACAGCAGUCAGUCAAGCUCAGAUGGUAGCUGUAAAACAACUGGGGAGAUGGUGUUUGUGUAUGAGAAUGCAAAAGAAGGGGCUCGGAAUGUGAGGACAUCUGAGCGAGUGACCCUGAUAGUGGAUAACACCAGAUUUGUUGUGGACCCGUCCAUUUUCACUGCACAGCCAAAUACAAUGUUGGGAAGGAUGUUUGGAUCUGGCCGGGAACAUAAUUUCACACGCCCCAAUGAAAAGGGAGAAUAUGAGGUGGCAGAGGGAAUUGGUUCUACUGUGUUUCGAGCUAUUUUGGAUUACUAUAAGACAGGAAUCAUCCGUUGUCCUGAUGGCAUAUCUAUUCCUGAACUGAGAGAAGCAUGUGAUUACCUUUGUAUCUCUUUUGAAUACAGUACAAUUAAAUGUAGAGAUCUCAGUGCCCUUAUGCAUGAGUUAUCAAAUGAUGGUGCUCGUAGACAAUUUGAAUUUUAUCUGGAAGAAAUGAUCCUCCCUCUCAUGGUAGCAAGCGCCCAGAGUGGAGAACGAGAGUGCCAUAUCGUAGUGCUUACAGAUGAUGAUGUAGUUGAUUGGGAUGAGGAGUACCCGCCACAGAUGGGAGAGGAAUAUUCGCAGAUUAUUUAUAGCACAAAAUUAUAUAGAUUUUUCAAGUACAUUGAAAACAGAGAUGUGGCCAAAUCAGUUUUGAAGGAGAGGGGUCUUAAGAAGAUUAGAUUGGGAAUAGAAGGCUAUCCUACCUACAAAGAAAAAGUAAAGAAAAGGCCAGGGGGCCGUCCAGAAGUCAUUUACAAUUAUGUCCAAAGACCCUUCAUUCGAAUGUCCUGGGAGAAGGAGGAAGGAAAGAGUCGGCAUGUAGACUUUCAAUGUGUAAAGAGUAAAUCUAUUACCAACCUGGCAGCAGCUGCUGCAGACAUUCCCCAGGACCAGCUAGUAGUCAUGCACCCUACUCCUCAGGUGGAUGAGCUGGAUAUCCUUCCCAGCCACCCCGCCUCGGGCAACAAUGACCUUGAUCCUGAUGCACAGAAUCCAAUGCUGUGAUGCUGAUGUUCCUGAAACCAUAGCAUGCUACUCUUCACAGUGACGUCGUACUCCUCAUUCUGCACUGCGAGGCCACUUUUCUUCAUUGUGAGAUGCACAUGUUUAGGAUACUGCAGUGUAGGCUUUUUUAAAGACCAAAGGUAGCUGAAUGGUUUUUUAAUGAGUACAACUUUAGCAUCCUGGUUCCAGUUCUAUAAAUGUAUUUGUUUACCAGUAGGUUUGUGAAAUUGGUUCUUUGUAUGGGGACAGUCCUUUUUCACAUAUCUAGGUCUUCUCAGAAGUGAUGGGAAUUUGGCAGCUGGGGUACUUUCGGUGUAGAUUGAUAUUUAUCAUGCCCCAGGUAAGAUGCAGAAUAUUACAGAGUGCACUUUAUAGAUGGUGGUUAAAUGGAGCUGUUGAAGCCAUUUUAGAGCUGUGAUGCACAGUAUAACAUAAGUGCUUCUAUCAGAGUAUUCCUCAGUACAGUAUGUAUAGUUGGCCCACAACAAGCAAAAACAUAUUUAUCUUGGAUUUAUUUAAACAAUUAGGAUGAAAUUUGAUGCUUAUAGUGUUGGUUCACUCAUCUCCAGAGCCCUGCAGCCCCUUUAGAGUGAGUCACAUGCAGGGAGGGUGAACGUCAAGAGGUGGUUUACUGUCCAGUCUGCCUUAUCCUUAAUCUGUUCAUAUAUUUAUUUACUAAUGCUUUUUCUUAAGAGUUAUGGGAUAGGAAAACGAACUGUUUGCUCUUCAUUUACUAAAUGAUUGUAAACUCAAGUUUUUCAUCAAAAUAAAAUUUCAUUGUUUUAAC